CUUUUUACCGGUAUAUUAGCGCGCGAAAACAGAGCAAAGGUUAUGAUAAGCUUAAGCGCGUUAAUACACGCGCCAGCUCCCUGUUUUAUCUCCACUACUCAACGCUCCACUUCGUCCCCCGACCCGACCACCGUACGCUCCUCCUCAAUGGCAGCCUCCGCCCGAAUAGCAGUCGUUGGAGACGUUCAUGAUGAUUGGAAUCUUGAAGAAGAUUCAAAAGCACUUCAACUUUUACAGCCAGAUCUGGUGCUCUUCACAGGUGACUUUGGUAAUGAGAAUGUGGAACUCGUCCAAAGCAUUGCGGAUCUUAAUUUACCUAAAGUAGUUAUCUUAGGAAACCACGAUUCAUGGAAGACUCAACAUUUUUCAGGAAAGAGGAAGGAUGGUGUUCAACGUCAGCUGGAAUGUCUUGGCGAAGAGCAUGUAGCUUACAAGAGAUUAGAUUUCCCUACACUAAAACUCAGUGUAGUUGGUGGACGGCCAUUUUCUUGUGGUGGUGAGCAGAUAUUCCGGAGAAGUCUUCUCUCUGCAAGAUAUGGAGUCCUAGACAUGGAUGGAAGUGCUGAUAGAAUCUAUAAUGCUGCUUUGGGCACUCCAGAAGACCAUAUGGUUAUAUUUCUUGCACAUAAUGGACCAACAGGCCUUGGUUCUAACUUGAAUGACAUAUGCGGGAAAGAUUGGGUAUUUGGAGGUGGUGACCAUGGUGAUCCAGAUCUAGCACAAGCCAUAUCCCAUCUAAAAGAGACUACCAAGAUCAGUAUUCCCCUGGUUGUGUUUGGUCACAUGCAUAAAGAGCUAGCAUAUGGAAAUGGUCUUCGGAAAAUGAUUGUGGUUGGUGCUGACAAGACUAUAUACCUGAAUGGGGCCAUCGUUCCUCGAGUUCGAAGAUUAGUUGCUGAACAAGGAACUGACAACACAAACUUUAUGAAUAACGAAACUUCAGUGUUUUCCCCAGGGUCUAGAGGCACAAUGCGAGCAUUCACUUUAGUGGAGAUUCUGGAAGGGAGAGUGGAUAAAAUUGCAGAGACCUGGGUUUCUGUUAUUGAAGAUGAGACUGCUAUAGGAGAGGAGCAUGUAUUAUUUCAACGUGGCAAUUAGCUUUGUCCGUAAUUGAAUGUUACAAAAUAGUUCCACUUAGCGCUUGUGAAUUGUUGUCUGUUGCUCCCUGGCAGGAUAGAUAAUGCCUUUUGUCACUGACACUCUGAAUAAUCUGAUGGAGUAAAUGUAUUUCUGCA
Populus trichocarpa (black cottonwood) is the source of this 1235-nucleotide messenger RNA. RefSeq lists its product as uncharacterized. Bases 43 to 1098 code for a protein of 351 amino acids. Gene Ontology annotation, molecular function: hydrolase activity. The transcript is spliced from 9 exons. The record is from RefSeq and is a predicted model, not a curated record. Lineage: Eukaryota; Viridiplantae; Streptophyta; Magnoliopsida; Malpighiales; Salicaceae.